CAAAUUCCGCUCACCGCUUCCUCCUCUGGAGCGCUCCGGGAUCAGUCGGAGGACAGCGGCGGAGCCCGGGUCAGACAUGGGGGAAAUCACCCUGCCACGCCGCAUGUUCCUCUGGUGCAUGGCGGCCAUCUACAUGUGCGCCUUCGUGUCGCUGUACGUGCAGAUUCCAGGUCUCUAUGGUAACGAUGGACUGCUGCCCGCCCGCUGGCAGCUGCGUUACAGCGGGAAGCCCCUGGUGGAGCAGCUGCUGUCGUCCCCCACCCUGCUGUGGCUGGGACCCCGGGUGGGCCUGGACACUCACACGGCCAUGGAGCUGCUGUGCCUCCUGGGAGCGGCGCUGAGCCUCGCCGCCACGCUGGUGGAGGCUCUGCGGGACAGCCUGGUGUUUCUCUGCCUCUGGGCCUUCUACCUGUCCCUGUACCAGGUGGGCCAGGUGUUCCUCUACUUCCAGUGGGACAACUUGCUCCUGGAGACGGGGUUCCUCUGUAUCCUCGUCGCCCCCAUGACCUUAAUUCGGGGAUCACGAGGGGUCAAAGAGCACGAUCGUGUGACCUUCUGGCUGAACCGCUGGCUGCUCUUCAGACUGAUGUUCGCCUCUGGAGUGGUGAAACUCACCUCGCGCUGUCCCACGUGGUGGGGCCUCACAGCUCUGACGUACCACUAUGAGACCCAGUGCAUCCCCACCCCGCUGGCCUGGUUCGCCCACCAGCUGCCAGUGUGGUGGCAGAAGCUGAGCGUGGUGGGAACCUUCGUCAUCGAGAUCGCGGCGCCUUUCCUCUUCUUCAGUCCGUUGCGCCGGCUGCGACUCGGUGCUUUUUACUUGCAGGUGCUGCUCCAGCUGCUCAUCAUUUUGUCGGGAAAUUACAACUUCUUCAACCUGCUGACUCUGACGCUCUGCCUCUCCCUCCUGGACGAUCAGCACGUUCACUUCUGGCUCCGCAGGCCGCAACGCAGAGAGACGAACACAGACAGGAAGCUGUGGUCGCGGCUGUGUUACCUGCUGGAGAUCGCAGUCUGGUCCCUCCUGAUCUUCGGAGCGAUCAUCGGCUUCGACUUGCAGGUGGACAAACUGAAGAAUGGCGUCUCGUCCCGGACAGCUUUCACGUUUCAUCAGUUUAACCAGUUUCUAAAGACGGUCACCAUCCCCUGUAUCUGGAUCGGCGUCCUCUCGCUCACCUGGGAGCUGCUCUCCUCUUUAUUCUGGUGUGCCUGUGUGUCUGGUUUCCUGAGGAGGUUUUGGAGAAUGACCCAGCUGAGUGUGUUUGCUGUCGCUACCGUUUUGAUGUUCACUGUCAGUCUGGUGCCUUUCUCUUACAUCGAGUACGACUCUCACGCCCGGCUGUGGCCGGCGGUGCGCCGCGCUCACGAUAUGGUGCACCGCUACCAGCUGGUCAACUCGUACGGGCUGUUCAGAAGGAUGACCGGCGUGGGAGGUCGCCCCGAGGUCGUCAUCGAGGGAAGCUACGACGCCAUCACCUGGACGGAGAUUGAGUUCAUGUAUAAACCGGGAAACCUGAGCGCCGCUCCCCCGGUGGUGACCCCACAUCAGCCCCGGCUGGACUGGCAGAUGUGGUUUGCUGCUCUCGGGCCUCAGAACCAGGCUCCAUGGUUCAGCAGCCUGAUGCAGCGACUGCUGCAAGGCAAAGCGGACGUGAUCAAGUUGAUCCAGACAGACGUAUCCCAGUAUCCAUUUCACCGGCAGCCUCCCGCCUACCUCCGAGCUCACCGCUACAGAUACUGGUUCACUGAACCGAAGGCUGACGGGUCGUACCCUGAGCGCUGGUGGAGGAGAGUCUACGAUGAGGAAUUCUAUCCCACAGUGCAUCUGGGCCACACUUUCCUGGAGAGCAUGCUCAGCCAGUACGGCCUAAAGGACAAGUCGGCGCCACGCCGUCUGUCCAACAGCUCCACAGCUCGGGCCGUGAGGUGGGUGCGCUCGCAGGUGGACGGUUUCUCUGGCCACACAAUAGUCUGGACCUUGCUGGCCUGCAGCGCCACCUUCUGCCUGCUCCAGGGAUUAUUCAGCAGGAAGAAACUCGGGAAGCCGACCUCGGUGACGCCAGAGGUCGCCGACACUGAAGACGAUGGAUCGGAAAGUGGAGCGGAUGAAACUCUGGACUCUUGUGGGAUGUCUGAACAGCAGCAGGAGGAGGAAGCGGAAGAGGAGAAAGAUGGAACUCAGGAUGAAGAGGAGGAGGAGGAGGAGGAGGGAGAAAUGGACAAGGCGAUGCUUGAAAAAGAAGAGCUUUGAAGAAGAUGCAGGUGACCGGCCGGCUGUCAGACUGCUACCGCCUGCUGCCUUCAGGAAAUUUAUAAAGGACCAAAGAAACUGAAUUUUGUGCUUUUUCCAGUCUGUCAAUCUGUUUUUUUUUUUUGUUUUUUUUUUUGUUUUGUUUUUUGCCCUCUAUCACCUGUUUUUGUUCACGUCAGAUCAUGACCACUCGAUCACAUCGGAGCAGUUUCAAGGGCAUUUUAUACACACUGACAAUUGAACGAAUAAAACCAGACAGAAAUGCAGGUCUUCCAGUCAAACUUCAGUCGGCUCAUCAGAAACAGAAAAUGUGCUCAUGUUACUUCACCACUUUUGCCUUUUUAGAAAAAAAAUUAAAAAGUCUGUGUUUGCUUUCAUCCUGUAUGUACAAAGUAAAAACACAGAAGCACUUUUUAAAAAUGUUUAAUAUAAUUUACAAUAAAAUGCAAAUAUUUGUAGACGUGUCAUUUUGCAAAACGAUUCAUGCUUUCAGCCUGACUGUGAGUUUACUUUGACUAAUCGGUAAAUGGAUUUCACUUAUGUUGCAGAGC
Messenger RNA from Salarias fasciatus (jewelled blenny), 2802 nucleotides. It is a transcript of the gene lmf2a, whose product is annotated as lipase maturation factor 2a. Bases 77 to 2251 code for a protein of 724 amino acids. Gene Ontology annotation, biological process: protein maturation. The record is from RefSeq and is a predicted model, not a curated record. Gene Ontology annotation, cellular component: endoplasmic reticulum membrane. NCBI's taxonomy places the organism in Eukaryota, Metazoa, Chordata, Actinopteri, Blenniiformes, Blenniidae. The transcript has 14 exons.